Molecule: messenger RNA, 504 nt
Organism: Struthio camelus australis
Lineage: Eukaryota; Metazoa; Chordata; Aves; Struthioniformes; Struthionidae
Product: interleukin-17F
Biological process (GO): inflammatory response
Cellular component (GO): extracellular region
Molecular function (GO): cytokine activity
Source: RefSeq, a predicted model, not a curated record
AUGUCUCCGACUGUUUGUGCUUCUCUGUUCAGACCACUGUUGCUCACGCUGCUGGCCAUGCUCUCAGCCAGCAGUCCUGCCUAUGGGAAAGUAGUACGGCCUGGGCUCAAGCUGGGGAGCCUCUUCAAACAAGCAGAUGCUGGUUGCCUGACCCCGAAAGAAUUCCCUCAAAAUGUGAAAGUCGACAUAAGUAUCAGCAACAUAAACCAGGACACCAAAAUGGCUAGUGAUGUCAGCAGCCGGUCAUUGGCUCCAUGGGAUUACAGAAUCGAUGAAGACCCCAACCGCUUCCCCCACGUGAUUGCUGACGCCCAGUGCCGCCACUCCAGUUGUGUGGACUUGGCUGGGCAGCUCGACUAUAGCGUCAACUCCGUCCCGAUCCGUCAGGAGAUCCUCGUCCUCCGUCGGGAGCGGAGGGGCUGCCAACAUUCAUAUCGGCUGGAAAAGAAAACGAUCACUGUGGGCUGCACAUGUGCCAAGCCAGUCAUCCGAUAUCAAGCUUAA